Dendrobium catenatum is the source of this 1117-nucleotide messenger RNA. Its product is annotated as ethylene-responsive transcription factor 9-like. Lineage: Eukaryota; Viridiplantae; Streptophyta; Magnoliopsida; Asparagales; Orchidaceae. Bases 59 to 829 code for a protein of 256 amino acids. The transcript has a single exon. The record is from RefSeq and is a predicted model, not a curated record. Gene Ontology annotation, molecular function: DNA binding; DNA-binding transcription factor activity. Gene Ontology annotation, biological process: regulation of DNA-templated transcription.
UUUUCCCCUACACGCUUUUUCUCGCACUUCAUUUUCUUCUUAUUUUCCUCUGUUCCCGAUGGCCCCCAGAGAGAAGGGAACCGGCGCAGGGAGAUCCGGCGGCAUGGGCGUACCGGCCUCCUGCGACGGCGGCGGGAAGGAGACGCACUUUCGCGGCGUGAGGAAGAGGCCAUGGGGAAGAUACGCGGCGGAGAUUAGGGAUCCGGGGAAGAAGAGCCGGGUCUGGCUUGGUACAUUUGAUACGGCUGAGGAGGCGGCGAGGGCUUAUGAUGCUGCCGCAAGGGAGUUCAGAGGAUCGAAGGCGAAGACCAACUUUCCCUCCGCGGAGAACUACAAGAGUCCUAGUCCGAUCGUCAACAAUGGAGGAGCAGCCGGCAGUCCUUGCAGCCAGAGCAGCACGGUGGAGUCUUCCAUUCGUGAAGCUGUGUCCAUUGUGCCGCCCCUUGCGACCCCUCUUCCUGCUCUCGAUCUCGAUCUCCUUCAUCCUGGCGCGUCGCGCUUCCCGUUCCAGCACUUCACGCCGGCAACCGUCGCGCAGACGGCGACGGUGGCGGUGGCGCAGCCUUUCUUUUUCUUCGAUCCCUUCAUCAGAUCGGAGAAGGCCGGAGCUAUGGCUGCCGCAGUGACUAUCGCAGGCCAUCACCGAAACCAUUUACUUGCUCUGAAACCGGCAAUCGUACCUUCCGAGCCUAACGCCCCGGUGAACUCUGGCGUGCAGAGCGACUCUGAUUCCUCCUCCGUCGUUGAUGUCCACCCUUCACCACCUCCAACACGGCUCCGCUCUCUGAACAUUGACCUUAACCUCCCUCCUCCGCCGGAGAUCAUCUGAUCCUCCGAUUCCAGAUCCAACAGCCGGAAGCUCAACAACUAAGCUCCAAUUUUUCCCCCUUCUUAUUCUAAGAUUAGUACAAAUCCCUCUUCCUGUACGGUUUUUUAUGUCCUCUUCCUUUCCUUGAAAAUUAGUGAAAGCAGAACGCAUCGACGGGAGAAGUUUAGUUUUUUUUUGUAAAUACUUUAACUACAUAUUUUUUUCCGCUGAGAGAUCUGAUGCUAUGGAUCUCCAUCUCAGUGAUGUAAUCCUUCUUUAAUGUUGAUGAAGAAAAAAAUUAUUUGGAUA